Molecule: messenger RNA, 1290 nt
Organism: Rhizoctonia solani
Lineage: Eukaryota; Fungi; Basidiomycota; Agaricomycetes; Cantharellales; Ceratobasidiaceae
Product: RNA recognition motif protein
Exons: 5
Coding region: 1-1290 (429 amino acids)
Biological process (GO): mRNA splicing, via spliceosome
Cellular component (GO): U2 snRNP; U2-type spliceosomal complex
Molecular function (GO): RNA binding
Source: RefSeq, a predicted model, not a curated record
AUGUCAACCGAAAUAGCCCAAAUGGACCCAGAAACCGCGAGACAGAUUGCCCAAUCCCAAGACGCCCAAGCACAGGCGGAGGCAGCGGAACAAACCCAUGCACGCCUACAGGCGCAAUUCGCCAGUGACCCCCGAGUACACUUUAGCAGAGAAACUGGAGCGUGGCAUUUUGAAGCCGAUGAUGGACGCGAGAUGCAGUGGGACGCGAACAAGAAUGCUUGGGUAGAAGUGGUUGACGAUGAGCUGGUGAAGGCCCAGCAAGCGGCGUAUGCGGUUGAAGGCGUAGACGAAGAGACCCCUGCAGCACCCGUACUUGCACGCACCAACAAGAAACGAAAGAAAGAGCCCAUCGAUUAUACUUCCAACACCGAUCCUGCAGCGCCAGGUCCGUCCAUUAAGCGAGGGAAAAACAACAAAGGUGAUAAGAAGGAUGAAUCUACAGCACCAGCACAACCUCGCAAAUCGAAAAAUACAGCCGUAUUUGUCAGUUCUCUGCCUCCAGACGCUGAAGCAGACGAGAUCGCAGCACGCUUUGGGCGCUUCGGCCUCAUCAUGGAGGAUGACGAAGGCAAGCCCAAAGUCAAGCUUUACCGCUCUGAGGAUGGAACUUUCACUGGAGAGGCACUGGUUGUUUAUUAUAAGGAGGAAAGUGUGGAGUUGGCUGUUACGUUGCUGGACGACGCCGAACUACGGUUGGGCGAGGCAGGUACGAGGAUGAAAGUUCAAAGGGCCGAGUACGGGCACAAGGGCGGGGACCAUGAGGCUGUUGGCAACGAAAAUGGCGGCCAGAAACGAACCGUUGACAAGAAGAAAGCGUCAAAGAGAAUCGGCAACAUGGAACGUAAACUUGCAGAUUGGGAUUCCGAUGACGAGUUUGGCCCCUCAGGACCCAAAAUUGUCACAUCUCGUGUGGUUGUGCUCAAACAUAUGUUCACCAAAGAGGAACUGGCGGAAGACGCAACGCUACUUUUGGAUUUAAAGGAGGACGUACGAGAAGAGUGCUCAACUCUGGGAGAAGUGACAAAUGUAGUGCUCUAUGAUGAGGAGGAAGAUGGAGUCAUGACGGUCAAAUUCAAAGAUCCUGUUAGCGCUCAAGCAUGUAUAUUGAAAAUGAAUGGCAGAUUCUUCGCUGGCCGAAAAGUCGUUGCCGAAUUCUUCGACGGAAGGCAAAGAUUCCGCAGGAGCGGUCACGAUGCAUCGAACGCGAAUGCAGAGGGCGACGACGAUGACCAGGCAGAACGACAACGCCUAGACGACUUUGCUGAAUGGCUCAUGAAAGAAGGAGAGUGA